Molecule: messenger RNA, 1167 nt
Organism: Peronospora belbahrii
Lineage: Eukaryota; Oomycota; Peronosporomycetes; Peronosporales; Peronosporaceae
Source: the annotation of a GenBank genome assembly
AUGCCCGCGCUCGUCAUGAUAACCAAGGGCUGGAAGCUGAGAUCAGGCACCGUGGUGGGUGUUGAGCGUGAUCCGAAUCCCAGGAUAAGCUUUAUCCAAGUCUCAGGUGGCUCAAUCCAGUCAUUUUCAGAUCGGCUGUUGCAGAAUAUAUGGCGCCAAAUCCUUUGCCGCAUCCGUACAGGCUUUUUGCACAGACUGCUGCUCUUUCGGAUGCGACCUGCUUCUGGCCUGACAGAAGUGGCCCAUGCCUCUGCUGUGGCCAAGGUUGAUCGCAAGUGUGUGACGAUUGGAGGGAGACUUGUGAAUCAAUUGCAGCAUGAUCCGAUUACUGGCAAAACCAUUGUCAAUGAUGAUUGUGUCCUACGUGACGUGAAUUUGACGCUGCAGCCUGGUCAACGCGUUUUGGUUGUAGGUGGUAACGGAGCUGGUAAAAGCACGUUGCUAAGUAUACUGGCCGGCAAACACUUGACGGCCGAUGAUACGGCAUUGAUCUUUGGUCGAGACGCUUUUCGAGAUACCAUUCUCAAUACUUUAAGGACUUUUGUGAGUGCUGACUGGGGUCAACGUGCAGUUGCAUUUGCGUCACACGCUAUGGCGUACUCAGCAGAUAUGGCUGUGGAGGAAAUGAUGAUCAAAAUGCAGAGUGAACAUUUAGAAAGACGACGGAAGCUACUCAAGGUGUUGCGAAUUGACCCCACGUGGCGUCUACAUCGACUGUCAGACGGUCAACGUCGCCGUGUUCAGUUGUUCUUGGCGUUACUGAGACCGUCACAGCUCAUUGUACUAGACGAAGUGUUGGGUAUGCUUGAUAUCAUUUCGCGUGAAAAUUUACUAUUAUUCUUGAAAGAGGAGACGGAGACUAGACAGGCGACGGUACUGCUGGCCACACACAUUUUUGACGGAACGGAUGUGUGGGCUUCACAUGUCGUGUACAUUCGUCGUGGUACAUUGGCCUUCUUUGGCUCUAUUGAAAAGUGCACAAAUAGCCAUACAAUUCCAAUGUACAAGGUAGUUGAGCACUGGCUUCGUGAAGAAUUGACUGAAGAUGACUGUGUUGAGAGCGAGGCAGUUGGAGUGAGCGGUGAGUUUGAUCUAGCGAACGCCCAAAACCGUGCAGGUGGAUAUGCGGCUGGUCGUUUGGGUGGCGUUGACAUCGACGCACUUUAA